Messenger RNA from Phragmites australis (common reed), 2242 nucleotides. RefSeq names its product phosphatidylinositol/phosphatidylcholine transfer protein SFH6-like. The record is from RefSeq and is a predicted model, not a curated record. The coding region runs from base 229 to 1698 and encodes 489 amino acids. The transcript has 14 exons. NCBI's taxonomy places the organism in Eukaryota, Viridiplantae, Streptophyta, Magnoliopsida, Poales, Poaceae.
CCGAUGAAAAGAAAGCAGAAGCUUCUUUCCCCCUCCCUAAAAAAAGCAUCAGAAUUUCUCUAAAAAAACUCUGUAAAAUCCAAAAAAGCCACCAUUCUUUCGCUCGUCUUGGUGUGCUCCUCGAUCGAGAGCCCCGUUUGUAAGUGGAUAUUGAGGUCGUUCCUGGAGUUGGAAUUCUCCGUAGGGAUCAAAGUCAGAUUGGGGGUUUGGGAGUUGGAGAGGAAGCGAAUGUCGGGUUCCAUCGAUGGCCUCGCCACGCCUUGUUUUGAGGGCUACGCUCACAGUGAUGAAACGAAAGAGUGCAAAUCUGAUGAAGACAACUCAGACGGGGAUAAGAAGGCUAAACGGGGCUCCUUCAAGAAGAGAGCGAUUACUGCGGGGAAUAAAUUUAGGCAUUCCUUAAGGAGGAGGAGUAAAACGAAGAGUGAUAACCAUGCAGUAUCCAUUGAAGACAUAAGUGAUGUUCAAGAGCUGGAAACUGUUGAAAGGUUCCACCUGUGCUUACUUGCUGAGGGUUUGUUGCCAGAACGUCAUGAUGAUUAUCACUUAAUAUUGAGAUUCCUGAAAGCAAGGAAAUUUAAUAUCGAGAAAGCAAAGCAUAUGUGGUCAGAAAUGCUUAGAUGGAGGAAGGAAUUUGGAGCCGACAAUAUAGAGGAAUUUGAUUACACUGAAUUACAUGAAGUUCUGAACUACUAUCCACAAUUUUAUCAUGGAGUGGACAAAGAGGGAAGGCCUAUCUACAUAGAACUAAUUGGAAAAGUCGAUGCCAGCAAACUAGUACAAAUCACAACUAUUGAUCGAUAUGUAAAUUAUCGUGUCAAGGAGUUUGAGAGAUGUUUGCAAAUGAGGUUUCCAGCUUGUUCUAUUGCUGCAAAAAGACACAUAGACUCAUCUACAACUAUCUUGGAUGUGCAAGGGGUGGGCCUAAAGAACUUCUCAAAAGAUGCAAGAGAGCUUAUUAUGCGACUGCAGAAGAUCAACAAUGACAACUAUCCGGAGACCUUGUACCAAUUGUACAUCAUAAACGCUGGCCAAGGUUUUAAGAUGUUAUGGAGUACAAUAAAAUCAUUUCUUGAUCCAGAAACCACUUCAAAAAUUAAUGUCCUUGGAAGCAAGUACCAGAAUAAACUACUUGAAAUAAUUGAUGACAGUGAACUCCCAGAUUUCCUUGGUGGCAAAUGCAGGUGUGAAGAAUAUGGAGGUUGUCCAAAAUCUGAUAAAGGCCCAUGGAAGGACCCUGAAAUUGUCAAGAGGGUCCUCAAUGGUGAAGCAAACUAUUGUCAGCAAAUUCUCUCUAUAUUAAGCAUCAAUGGGAUGGAAGUUGGUUGUACUGAGCCUCAACACUCAACCAAGCAAAGCAAUGAUGCCUUUGCCGAAUCUAGUUCUGAAGUGGAAGAGGUUUCUUCUCCUACUGCUUCAAUGAACCCCAUCAUAAACCCUCAUUUGAUCCCUGUGCAUGAGCCAAAAUUUCCAGGGCAUGCUUCCACAUCUGAUGCUCCUCCCGUUAUAGAGGUUGGCAUCCCUGCUGUGGACAAGGUUGUGGAUGCAUGCAUCGAUCCAAGAGGCAGCUCGAUGGCUUCCACCUCAGGUUCAUUCCCCUUGAGAAAUAUACCUACCACAUUGAGAGGACUUCAAACUCGAAUUUACUGCAUGGCCCUGUAUGAGGUAUUGAUUCGGCAGGAUGAGCUGCUUGCGUAAAUUGACCAGCAACAGACAGUCACGUUUUGUAGAAAGAAGUUGUGCUUCUAAGUACUGGAGUACCUGACAUUUAUCUCCUUCUCUUUGGGGACGGCAUGCUGCUACUAUUGAUCGAGUAUACUUGCAAAUAUUUUCAUAUUUUGUUUCGGUGUAAAAUAUUGUAAUUAUUAGAAAUAGAAAGGAUUGAGUAGUUGGGUAGGUUUUUUUUAGAUCUUAUUUUUGCGAAAAAAGAGAGUAAAGUUUGACAUUUUGUUUACAUGAGAUGCUGGAUUAAUGUUUCUCCGCCUUUGAUGCAAGACACUGAGCCGUCUUACUGAUAGCGAUCUCCAUGGGGAUUGUGGGAUUACACAUGUUGCUGUUUUUACCUGUGACAAGUACAGGAAUCUGGUUAGUUGUAUCUGGGAGGAGUCCCCCCAGAAGCUUUGCACCUGUGACGACCCUGUGUUGCAGAAACUGCCGUGUCCUGUGCUGCGUAGCCUUUUUUCUUUUUUGUCCAUCAGCUUUACUGAUGCACGUUGAAUUAUUACAGUGAAGAAUAUUAUCA